Molecule: messenger RNA, 948 nt
Organism: Malassezia globosa CBS 7966
Lineage: Eukaryota; Fungi; Basidiomycota; Malasseziomycetes; Malasseziales; Malasseziaceae
Exons: 2
Coding region: 1-948 (315 amino acids)
Biological process (GO): purine nucleoside catabolic process
Cellular component (GO): cytosol
Molecular function (GO): purine nucleosidase activity
Source: RefSeq, a predicted model, not a curated record
AUGACAUCGACUGUGCCAUUGAUUAUCGAGUACGCGCUUGCAUCGCCAGAAGUGACGCUAGAAGCCAUCACACUCACAUUCGGAAAUACAACCCUUGACUAUGCACACAGCAACAUUCUGCGAUUGGCGCAUGCACUGGAAGUCGCGAACAAGGAUGGUGCCAUCAAGAAUGCGACGCUACGUGAGCGAAUUGAGCACGGGUUCAAUGGUAAGCCCGUACCGAUUGCCCUGGGUGCUGAGAAACCAUUAGGUGGUCGCUUAUUCACGGCGAGCUAUUUCCAUGGUCGUGACGGCAUGUCAGGCGUCUCUUUUAUCGAGGGGAAUCCAUAUCCAGCCACUAAGUCGUCAGUUCUCUUCGGUUCCAGGCCGGCGAACUUGCCAGCGGAUGAAUGCAUUCUCGACAUUCUUCGGCGCCAUCCGCCGCACACUGUACGAAUUGCGGCCGUUGCUCCGCUAAGCAACCUGGCAAGUGCUUAUCUGAAGGACCCUGAGACUUUCUGUCGCGUGGGCUCCAUUAGUGUCAUGGGUGGCGCUCUCGACGUGCCUGGCAACACAUCUCCCACCGCCGAGUUCAACUUUUUCGCUGACCCUUGGGCUGCCAAAGUUUUGUUGGAAGAUGCGGUGCAUGAUGGACGUCCACUUCCGAUCCAGCUUCUCCCUCUGGAUACGACAUCGCGUCACACUGUGCCGUAUGAACUUCUGGUGCUUGACGAAUCGUCGGAGCUGUACAAAACAAACUACUUGUUCCGCUUAAUUUCAUUGUUCCUCCGCAAGCCGCGUGCAGUAACCAACUCAUUUGCACUAAAGGUGUUUCGUUCGAUGCGGCGAAAUACGACUUGUUUGAGGCACACGAUCCUUUGGCCGUCGCGCAUGCGAUCUUUUGUACAGACACCAAGCUCUGGUCUUGCACAAGUCGACCAUUCCUCAUUGAGACAGAAGGUCGCUUAA